Scaptodrosophila lebanonensis is the source of this 828-nucleotide messenger RNA. RefSeq lists its product as uncharacterized. The coding region runs from base 25 to 678 and encodes 217 amino acids. The record is from RefSeq and is a predicted model, not a curated record. The transcript has a single exon. NCBI's taxonomy places the organism in Eukaryota, Metazoa, Arthropoda, Insecta, Diptera, Drosophilidae.
UAUCGAACCUCGGAAAAAACAUCGAUGUUCCGUCCAGCACUAAAAGAUGGAGUAAACAAAAUGGACAAUUUAAUAACAAUACCCGAUUCGGACGAGGAAACAAAUAUAUCACUAGAAUUCCAAGUAUCAACAAAAAGCGGAGCUACGGACUACCCACAGGAUAAACAGACAGAAAGAAAAUCUAUAAACAGGAGAUCGUCAAUUUCACUGUCAACUAAUUUAUGCAGCUCUCCGACUCCCUAUCCUACUUCGCCCCCGAAAACGCCUGAAACCCUUUUUGCUAAACACUGCCGUCGGUCACGUAAAUCUAAACUUGAAACUCUUCGCAUAAGUCCCACAGACAUCCAAUUUGAAACUAUAAUUGCGUUGGACGACGAUGAUUCAAAGGAAUUGCACGGAAGAAUCAAUCAAGCGGGGCCAUAUAUACCGUUAGUAGAAAUUGUGGAAGUGGGCAUCAGGAAAAUGUUAAAUACUGAAGAUAUGCAGUUAUCCAUUAGUAGCAUUGCGGAGGAACGCGUGCGCUGCAACUUUCUACUCGCUACUUAUCAUCUUCCGGAUAUGAAUUUUGUGUUAAAUACUCAUAUAGAUAUUUUGAAAUACGAAUUUCGGGAUCGCUUAAGACAACGCAGGGAACGUUUUGCUGCAUCAACUUGCGAAGUAACAAAGCCAAUCAACUAGCAGUCAACAUAAGAAUACCCAAAUGCAUGGUUGCUAAAUAAACCAAAUUUAUUUUAAACGAGAGGAGAAUAUAGUAAUUAUAAAAAAACAAGAUAGAACGCUACAGUCGAGCAAGCCCCAUAGUAAAAUAGCCUGUACUCUCCACAAAAA